Messenger RNA from Haemonchus placei, 1098 nucleotides. The record is from the annotation of a GenBank genome assembly. NCBI's taxonomy places the organism in Eukaryota, Metazoa, Nematoda, Chromadorea, Rhabditida, Trichostrongylidae.
AUGUGGACUCUCAGCUACACGGCACAAAAUAAACAAACAAAAUCAACAAAAAACAACAAGGCCAGAAAUUUUUUGGAUUUGACGGUUAUUUUCGCUGCCAAUUCAUUCCAUGGUGUUAUACCAAUUUCUUUGAUUCGAAUCGACCGGAUUACUCCAGCACCUGUGAAUAUUUUGGGUUCCAUGGGCUCAGUGCUAGAUAAUGGCCACCGAAUCUACGGACGUCACGGACACGCUAAGGAGAAGUUUGAUGCGCUAGAAAAAGAUUUUGAUGUGAUGGCGAAGGCAGCUGAAGAGGGAAAGAAACACGCUCACGAAGCAAACGCUUGGCGAGUGAAGUAUGAAAGAACAUCGGAGUUGUCCAUAAAAAUCCAGCAAAAACGUAAAGCUGAUAUGGAGAACUUCGACAAGGUCUUCAACCUUGCGAGCGGUUACUAUAAAGAAGUGAAACAUCUGACGGCUAGCAGGAGUGCUAUUAGGAAGGAGUUCAACAAACUAUCGAAACUCGUUAAGACCUAUGUACCCAUCAUGUUCAGUGUUAUCAAAAGUGCAAUAUCUCUACCGAUGUUCAAAACCGAGUUGCCAAAUAAUAUACAGCAGGACGCUGAAAAGUUAUGCACCGGUGAUGUAGAAAGAGCGUUCGAGCUCGAUUAUCCAGAUCACUGCUCUGACACCGAUGAAGAUGAUGAUGAUGGCAUGUCCUCGGAGCUGGAGAGAUUAGUAGGAUGCGUGAAACUUACUAAGAAGCCUGUCGAAUCCAAGUUGCCCUGGAAACCGUCACUGACUGUCACAGUGCCCCGCAAGGGAGAAAAAGUGUCAGUGCAACCUGUAGAGGAGCAGUCUUCCAAUGUUGUUGACAUUCCUGCGACGGCCGCUGUACCAGAACCAGAACCACUCCCUACAGUGACGGAGCCAGGCCAUUCAGAAUUGAUGGAACCGAGUAUCGAGCAGUUGGGCGAUGAAGAAGCUGAUGCGCUUCUUGAAGUUGGAGCAGAAGCUAUAACGAUGCCUGUACCGGUUAGUUGGGCCGUGCACUGGGAACAGUUUUCUAUGGAGCGUUUUGAGUAUGUGAGAGCUACUCUUGAGAAAGCUCUUCUCUGA